Molecule: messenger RNA, 4823 nt
Organism: Eleginops maclovinus (Patagonian blennie)
Lineage: Eukaryota; Metazoa; Chordata; Actinopteri; Perciformes; Eleginopidae
Gene: ankrd40
Product: ankyrin repeat domain 40
Exons: 5
Coding region: 819-2072 (417 amino acids)
Molecular function (GO): protein binding
Source: RefSeq, a predicted model, not a curated record
CAAAUAUCGUUCGUAGCUUUUUAUGCCACAUUUGGAAAUAAGUAAACCGAUUCAUUGUUUUAUUGUUCUUUCUUUAAUUGAGACAACGAAAACAGCUAAGUAUAGCAUCACAUAACAGAGAUACAUAGAUCAUAAAAUGAUCCUAUUAAAAGAUAAUUACAUUUUAAAAAGCAGUGUGGUAUAUCAUUCGUAUAAACAUAAUUAUUCAGCUGCUUCAAUGAGAAGUUCUAACAUUUCUGAGAGCCCAGCCCUGUGUGUUAAUAGCAGUGAUUUCAUCUUGUAUAUCCCCGUUUUUACUCAAUGACGAGACAAUGGACACCAUCACAUAUUUUACAUCAAUUUAAGUGGCAUUAAAUGCAUUAGAUAAUUGAGGGUAUUCAGAGCGGAACUAAAGUGUUGUUCUCACAGUUGUUACAUCUAAACAUGCCCCCCGAUGAGGCGGUGAUGCUCUCUGCAGCCCACUGACGGAGCUCUGACACAACUGAUGGAUGCACGAUUGUUGGCAAUGGUGUUUUAAUGUGAAAUAACAACGGGGAUAAAUGGAGAGAACGGGACCUGCAGUGUAAACGCCAGAGACCUAACACAAAGUUGAGUUUAUCCGACGUGUUGCCACAAGCUAGCACCACAGACUGCUAGCUCCUCGUUAAGCUAGCCAGUAGGUAAGGUUAGCCGGGUGGCUAAUGCUAGCUGGCACGUCUAUUUUUAGUGGAGCUCAUUGCCAUUCGUGGGGAAACUCCUUAGGCAAUUAGUUUUGUCAACUAAAUCCGUCAGGGUUUUGUGUUUCAUAUGAUCUCGCAGCGCUAGUUGUCUGUUCCAAAAUGUCCACUACUUCGUUGGAUAAAGAGUUACAGGAGCGUCUGAGAGAGGCGUCUGCCAUCGGGGACAUCGACGAAGUGCGGACACUGGUGGACAGUGGAGUGAAUGUUAACUCACAGAACGAGAUAAAUGGCUGGACAUGUCUGCACUGGGCAUGCAAGAGGAACCAUAAGCACAUAGUGUCCUACCUACUCAGUUAUGGGGCUGACAAAGAAAUCCUCACGGCUAAAGAUGAGUUGGCCUCGCAACUUACAUCCAAACCAGAGAUCAAGCGACUUUUAGGAGUUGAAGUGGAGGAAGAGCCAGAGGUCAAGGAGCCUGAGCUGCCAAUCAUCCCAAAUUACCUGUCCAGCCCGCCCUUCAUGUAUUCAAAGCUGGACAACAAGUCAGAAAUCCUCCUGGCACAGCACCUUGCACAGAAUGGUUCAGCCGAACACAACGAGGACACACAAAGUGAUUCGCCCUCUCUUUCUCCAACUCAUGAGCCUCACAAAUCCCACAGUCUUCUAUCUGAAAGCCCCACUCCUCCAACAAACCCCACCAAUCACAGCCAAGCUCUGGUUGGGGAGUUCAUUCCUGUGACUGAGCAAAAUGGCAUGUCACCCAACUCGGCCUCGUCCCACAACCACUCUGUUGUGAACUGCGCAGUGCCCAUGGACCUGUCAGUUGAGCCGCACCUGGUUAACCAUGCAGAGUACCCGCACGCUGUGUCACACAAUGGCACCAUGUGCUCGCCUCCGUUGGCCUCACCCAGCCCCAGCUUGACCAGCAGCAGUGGGAGCCAGGUCCAGGCCCCGGUGCCCAGCUCUAACCCGAGUAUGAGCAGACAGCAGUCCAUCUCCCAGCAGCUCAACUACAGCCAGUUUGGUGGGCCCAUGCCAGCCUUCCAGCCGUUCUUCUUCACUAGCACCUUCCCUGUCAAUGUGCAAGAGCUGGUGCUGAAGGUGCGUAUACAGAACCCCAACGCUCGGGAGAACGACUUCAUCGAGGUAGAACUCGACCGCCAGGAGCUCACCUAUCGUUCCCUUCUGAGGGUCUGUUGUCGCGAGUUGGACAUCGGGGUUGAACAUGUGGAGAAGAUCCGCAAGCUGCCCAACACCAUGUUGAGAAAGGACAAAGACGUGGCUCGCCUGCAGGACUUUCAGGAGCUUGAGGUUGUGUUGGAGAAAGCAGAGGGCUUGUCUCUCUUCUCUGGGACUGGGGGCCUAACAGACCGACCCUGCUACAACAUGAAGGCGUCCCGCCUCACCUACUAGCGCUACACAAAGCUAACCCGGGUUUCUGUAUCUACCCUUAAGCAACCAUUACUAGUUGCCCGCCCAAGUUGCUUGUUACAGCUUUCCCGGCUUUGAUGUUGCGCCAACUUACUAACUGGGAUUUGUUUUUUCAAGUUCCGUAGCUAUUGUCCUCCUCUUGUCCUCCCUGGGCCCUCCUGCCGCUUUAGUGUACCCAACCAGUUGUAAGCGAUUACUGAUGCAUGGUGUCCUAGAUUAUGAGCGAAAGUAUUUGGGCCCCCCCCCCUUCCUCCUCUCUUUAUCUCUUUCUCUCCUCCCACUGCACUUUGUGCCAAGGCUCCAGUGGGACAACAGAGGGAGACAUUGGCCUGUCUUCUUUACAGACUGGACUUGAACUGGACUCUGUUAUAGCCUUAUUUGGACACAUCCCUGGCUGUAAGACAAAGGAUCUGCAUAACUCUGACCGAUACAUUCAUCAUCAGUCCACAGAAUGGGACACGUUGGACUUGCACACAGAGACUUGAAUUUCUCGUAAAUGACAAUAGAGUGGUAUCAGAUGUUCUCGCUGGCGUACACACUUUCAUACAUGCUGUAGGCAUAAACCUUAGUGUCUUUCCUGCAGAGGGCAUCGAUUACUGGCCUGAUUCCUAAAGUGGAGGUAAUCUCACACCAGAUGAGACAACAAUAUCUCCGGACUAAAAGUACUUCUAUUUCCUGAGCUCACAUACAAUACGCUUUAAUCUACAUGAACAAAAGUAUGGACACAUCGGAGUACCGGUUUCCCCUACAUACAUUUAAAUCAUUUAGGCAUACACUGUGGAAAGAGAAAUAAUCAGUUCUGUUUCAAAUGCUCUCUUUUGUGUUUUUUCAUGUGGGACAGAAACGGAUAUCUUGGAGAUAAAUGUUUGGCAACUAGUUUGUAUUUCAUUUUCUACAGUCAGUAGCACGUCUGCUUUGACCGGUGUGCUAUUAAGUUCAGUCAGCAUAACAUUUACACUGUCAACUGUGAGGUAUUUAUUUAAUUUCUUUUUAAUUAUAUUGAUUCUUACUAAUGAAGCGAGACCAUGCGCUUUAGAGUAGCGAGGCUUGAGUCCCGGUAAAUGUGGCGUUUGAGGCUUCAUCUAUAGUAUGUUCAUUUCCGUUUGCUUAUCCUGUUUGUUUUUACUGUGAUUAGAAUUAAAACCAAAAAGUAAUCUAGCCAGCAAAGAUACAACAUGUAGAUUAAACUAUUGCUGCUUCAGAUCAGAAUGCAGCUGUGUAAGAUGUGUGAAGUGAAGAAGAAAGAGACUUUAGAAGGGGACUUAAGUAAGUUUGACACUUGGUUUUAUGAUUGAACGCUUCCUUUUCCUCCGGCACUAAUCUAAAUUGUUACCAUUUGUCACAUGUUAUUUAUAUGGUAAAUGUAUUUCCUUAAUAUAUCAUAACAUAUGUAUGGCUUUAGUGCGGUUGUCGAGGCCAGCAUAGUGCUAGUAUACUGUUUCUUUGAUUGAAGGAACAUUUCAAAGGUAACGUUUUCUAUCGGGUAGCUUAAUCAGAGGUGUCGCUGUCUUACUUCAAUGUAUACUGACAAUAUGACUACAUUAAAGCCCUUGUACUGUACAGUAAGAGUUUAAAAGGUUAAGAGGCACCGUCUCGUUGUGUCGGAGGGUGAUGUUUAUGCUGCUUUCAUCAACACUUUAUAUUCCCUUUUAAUUCUGAAUGCUGGGGCUCAUUUCUUUGAAGCAGUGCAGUAGCCGGCCACUACACAUUACACAUACAAUCAAAAACCCAGUAGUAAUUGUUUACUGUUGAGAUGUAUACCCAAAGCUCUUACUGUCAUUUGUAUGUUUUAUGAUAUAUUUUGUAUUAAUUUUUAUCUUUUUCUUUUUUUAACCAGUUAGGCCUGUUGUGUUUGUGUCAAAAAAAAAAGUCUACUAUAGAAAGGAAAUAGUUCAGAAGUGGGGAGAAAAGUGCUGUCGUUGAAUCUAAGUGCAAUGUGGGGGCAUAAGAAUGUGUUUCCUGGAAGUUGCAGUGGGGAGAAAGGACUACCAAGAGUGCUUAUUUUCUGUUCCUGUAACAUGCUUUAUUUAGUGAAGUUGUGCCUCACGCUAAAGGCAGGAGCUUGGUGGAGAAAGUGGGUCGAUGAGUGGGGAGCAGCACAUCUGAAGUGGGUUUUUAUAGGAUCUUCUUUGAUUCUGGGGAACUGAAAUAACUAACAUUGUAUUUGUGGGGUUGCUUAUUGUUCUAGAAAAAGCAGAAUACAUUUUGACCUAACCUAUGCAUUCAGAGUCUGAUAUUUUUAUAUACAGUUCGUCCCGUGUACCUAAUAGAACUGAUUUUAGGCACUGUACAACGUGUGUUAUUACGUCCUGGAGGCCUGCAUCUGUUCUUUGAUAAAGCAUGGUGAAUUACUUUCCUCUUUUUCUCAAACUGACCUUCUGUGUGCUAAACAAAAACCAUAUUGUUCAUCUGACUCAUUGAGGUCAUUUUGAUGUAAUGAGUAUUGAACUUGAUACUCGUUUUAAAUCAAGGGACCAGUUACAUGUUUUGUUUGGCUUUUGUUGCAGGUUAUCAUUUGGUUUUUACCUGCAUGUGUGUGUUCUGGAUGUUGAGAUAAACUCCCCCAAAAUCUUUUUCAAUGUAUGUGUCGACAGAGAGCCACUAGAGGGAGCAGAAGUGCAAAUAUUAACAUUAGAGUAACCUAAUAGGUAUUCCACUGUAGGUCAUAAUCAGAGGAUCGCUUUGUUUUUGUUGCUUGAAUUUAAUUAAAUUCAUAAAAAGUAUUUUAAAAUA